GUAUUCAUGUGAUUUGACACAUUAAAAUCUUCUUUUUUACUCGUUUUUUGGUACUAAUCUUUUACUUCAUCAAUUAAACUUUUUUUUUUCCUGAUAAUAUAUAGUUCAUUAAAUUUUACUUCAAGUUUAACUUAAAUAUCAAUAAAUUAUAUUACUCUGAAAAGUACCAAUCAAAAUAAAUAUUUUUCCUUUUUUUUUUACUUCUCGUUGUUUGCUUUUUUUUAACGGAAUGACUAAUCACAUCAUUUUGGGAAUUGGCACUGAUUUAAUCAGAUUAUCCAGAUUCACUAAAAUCAUUCAAAAAAAUGGGCUAUCAAGUAAUUAUAUAUCAAAAUUCUCAAAAAGAAUCCUUAAUGAAAAAUUCGAAUUAAUCAAAUUUGAUAAUUUCAAACAAAAAAAUGACAUUAAUAUGUGCUCUAAAAUUUUAACCUCAAGCUGGUCUUCAAAGGAAGCUCUAUUUAAAACCCUUGAUUUAAAAGACCAAAAAUUAUUUAAUUUUAACCAGUGGUAUAAAAUCAAUGAUAUUAAUGGCAAGCCAAUCAUAAAUAAUCUAGAUUACAUCCAAUCCUAUCCAAAUGAGCAAUUCCUAUUAACUUUAUCCGAUGAUGGUGAUUACUUAACCUCUAUAGUUCUAAGAAUAAAAAAAGUAUAAAGGAAAUCAUUUAAAAUCUAUCUCUUGAUUCAUUUUCCUACAUUAUUUUUUUAAUAUUUGAUAAUCUAUAUUAUAUUAUUCUAUACUAUAUAGAAAGAAAGAAACACAAAACGAAA
This is a messenger RNA of Ascoidea rubescens DSM 1968, 768 nucleotides long. RefSeq lists its product as uncharacterized. The record is from RefSeq and is a predicted model, not a curated record. Lineage: Eukaryota; Fungi; Ascomycota; Saccharomycetes; Ascoideales; Ascoideaceae. The transcript has a single exon. Gene Ontology annotation, molecular function: holo-[acyl-carrier-protein] synthase activity; magnesium ion binding. Bases 230 to 652 code for a protein of 140 amino acids.